Arctia plantaginis is the source of this 1044-nucleotide messenger RNA. Lineage: Eukaryota; Metazoa; Arthropoda; Insecta; Lepidoptera; Erebidae. The record is from the annotation of a GenBank genome assembly.
AUGGCUAAUCAUUACGAAGUGCCCAGUUGGGCCGGAAAACCACCUACAGGACUUCAUUUAGACGUUUUAAAAGGGGACAAAUUGAUUCAGAAACUUAUGAUAGAUGAGAAGAAAUGUUAUUUAUUUGGACGAAACCCACAAAUGAACGAUUUUUGUAUAGACCAUGCGAGUUGUUCAAGAGUACAUGCAGCAUUUGUUUACCAUAAAGAUCUGAACAGAGCAUUUUUGGUCGAUUUAGGCAGCACUCAUGGGACAUUUAUUGGCCAGAUGCGUCUGGAAUCACAGAAACCUACGCAACUUCCAAUUGAUUCCAAUUUCCACUUUGGGGCUUCUACCAGAAAUUAUAUUAUAAGAGAAAGGCCUACCGGCAAUUCACGUGGUAUAAUGGAAGAUCUACCAAAUACUGAGACGGAAGGUGCUUUACUAGGUCUGCCUGAAACACAAACGGAAUUAGAUAAUCUAACAGAAUUCAAUACAGCACACAACAGAAGAAUUUCAAUGUUGGGUAUUUCAACUGAUGAUGGCAGUGAUGUUAUGAAGCCAGCAUCGGGCACAAAGCGCUCAGCCUCAAUGCCGGGCGGCGUCGCCAAGAAACAAAGGCGUAACGUAUCCUUCAACGAAGAAGUGGACAUCAUCAACCCCGAGGACAUUGACCCAACUAUUGGCCGCUUCAGGAACUUAGUGAAGUCUACUAUAGUGCCCAAUGCUAAUAGUGAACCGAGAAAGUUAAAGCUGCAGACCCCCGAUGAUAGUUCACAUCACCAUUCAUUACGUCUGCAAGAGAUUUCAAGAGGCAGCAACUUGUACUCUGAUCUACCAGCGCCUAGUUCUCAUCUCAGUCUAAUAGGAGCAAGACUCGGUUUGUCAUUACCUAAUCCUGCCCCAGAUGUGGAAUUGGAAGGUCCUGAACCACAUCUUAAUAUACAUCCACCACUACCACAUACAGCUCCAGAAGAAGCUGGUCCUUCAAGCGAACCUCGGAGGAAGAAAUACGCCAAAGAAGCAUGGCCUGGCAGAAAACCUGGCCUCAUACCGGGUGUAUGA